AUGGCUCGAGCCUUGGCUGCAAAUGGUGCAGAGAAGGUGUUCAUCAUUGGACGCCGAGAGGAGAGACUUUUCGAAACCGCGAGAAGCGCAUGUGAUGGGAAAAUCAUCGCGGUUCCCGGGGACGUGACCUCCAAAGCCUCCUUGCAGGAAGCAUUCAACCGUGUAAAGGCUGAAACAGCCAGGAUUGAUCUUUUGAUCGCUAACAGCGGUGUCAGCGGCCCGCUUUUACCAGCAAAAGGGGAUGCAGCAGGUAAUCAAUCGACACUAUCGGAAUUCCGAGAGUUCUUUUGGUCUAUUCCCAUGGAAGAGUACACACAAAUCUUCCAUGUGAAUGUGACUGGUGCAUUCUAUACCGUCCUCGCUUUUCUUCCCCUUCUCGAGGCAUCGAAUCAAAUGCCAAGGUCACCAGACCAACCCAGACCGCAAGUGAUAGUUACUUCAUCCGCUGCGGGUUUUCUGAGGAACGACAUGGGAGGUUACGCUUAUUCAUGCUCGAAGGCAGGAUUGACUCAUCUGGCGAAAAUGCUCGCAUUCACACUCUGCCAUCAUGAUAUCCGUGUGAAUGCUAUUGCGCCGGGUAUAUUCGAGACAGAGAUGGUCUCUGGCUACUUCCAUCAGCACGGUAUCCAACGUGCAACGGAUGAGGGAUCCCUCCCGAAAACAAUGAUCCCACUGGGCCGAUGCGGAGGUGAGACAGACAUUGCAGGUAUUAUACUCUGGAUGGCAGGAAAAGCAGGAGCAUACCUCAACUCGAACAUAGUCAUCUCUGACGGAGGAAUGUUGAAUCUGAUGCCUUGUUCCUUCUGA
Molecule: messenger RNA, 807 nt
Organism: Penicillium arizonense
Lineage: Eukaryota; Fungi; Ascomycota; Eurotiomycetes; Eurotiales; Aspergillaceae
Product: SDR family NAD(P)-dependent oxidoreductase
Exons: 1
Coding region: 1-807 (268 amino acids)
Molecular function (GO): oxidoreductase activity
Source: RefSeq, a predicted model, not a curated record